Molecule: messenger RNA, 1125 nt
Organism: Mytilus trossulus (common blue mussel)
Lineage: Eukaryota; Metazoa; Mollusca; Bivalvia; Mytilida; Mytilidae
Exons: 3
Coding region: 185-1003 (272 amino acids)
Source: RefSeq, a predicted model, not a curated record
AACUAUUAGACAAUCCCCGGUGUGGAACUUGUUACGUACAAUGCAAAUGUUAUUUUAGGAAUAUUAUUAGUAGUUUUCACAGGUUUAUACACUCACUUUUGGAGAAUGAUACGUCUUACUGUCAGAUAUAUAGGACCAAACCGAAUAUUACAGAAUGCCAAACUGUUAAUGUAAGUAAUGUAAAAUGGAUUAUAAGCAGUUCAAUUCAAAAAUGAAUAUAAUUCUGUGUUGUGGUCUCUUUCUGGGUUCAGUAAGUGCUGCUGAAUUUGCAGAAAAUUGUGAAAUCGUAUAUUUACCAUUACUGCAACUGUCAUUAAGAGAUAAAUUUUUGGAAAACUUUGUUUAUGAAACCAAUAUUCAACCUGACAAAACUUUCUGUUUGAUAAGAUGUCUCAAACAACGAAAAUGUAAAUCUAUCAACUACAACACAGAUACAUCUGAUUGUCAACUGAAUAGUGAGGACCACAAUACAAAAUCAGCUUCCCUGACAGCGUCAACAGACUCCACACAGUAUUACAGUAUUGAUGGCAUUGACGAGAAAUUAUUGGGUCGGUGUGCUGGACAUACAUGUGCAGAUGAUCUAGUGUGUGAACCAAAUCCGUACGGACUUAGCACACCUCACCAAUGUGUGGUUUCCGUAGUGUGUGUACCGACUGAUGGAUGUACAAACUGCAUACAGUCAAAAUUUACAAUGGCUACUUUUGACUAUCAACCAGUUGGAUGCUUCAGUGCUGGGGGAAAUCCAAAUCCUUUACCAACAUGGUUGUCAGAUCUAAGGCCUACUAUAGAUUGGUACAACUUACAACUCACUAUUGAUGCAUGUGCAAAUCUUGCUCAUAACACCAGCUACAAAUAUUUCGGAAUAGAAUUCUGGGGAGAGUGUUGGGUAUCCACAUCGUUCAAUCCGAGCGGAUUUUCAUUGAUUCUGGGACAGAACUGUGAAGCGAAAUGCCCUCUUGGAGUAGCGGAUGAACACAUAAUGUUCGUUUAUGAAAUAGUAUGAUAUGUAUGAAACUAUUUGUCGUUCAAAUUAUAGUCCAAUAGACCACAUUUCAAAAUUGAAGUUAACAAAAGGAUUCUUUCCGGUUAUUGACGAGAGUUUGUAUUUUGAUACAAUUUUGUUGC